AUGCCACCCAAGCGCAUGACCGCGAAUCCGGUCAAGCCGGGACGCUACUUCCCGGGCAAGGCCGUCCCCCAAGGGGACUCAUCAGACUCGGACGCGAGCGAUGACGAAGAAAAGGCAAACGACGACACAACAAAGGCCCGCGCGAUCAAGCCGCCGCCAAAGGCAUCGAGCGCCGCCAAGAUCGCCAGUAACCUCAGCAAAGUCAACCUCGAUGAACGGAGGCGCGAGGCGCAGGACAAGGAGAACCAGAGGAUAGCGCGCGAAAAGGCGGAGCGGCUCGCCGCGGAAGAGGGUUUCGUGACAGAAGAGGAGGAAGAAGAGGGAGAAGAUGAUGAGGAAGGCGAAGAAGAGAGCUCUAGCGAGGAGGAAAGCAGCAGCGAAGAAGAAGCCCCCCGCCGCCUCAUGAUCCGACCCAAAUUCAUCCCAAAGAACCAGCGCAAUGCCGCCAAGGGAGGACAAUCCUCCACCCCGGCCCCCAAAGACGACGAGACGCGCCAAGCAGAAGAAGAAGCUCGCCGCAAAGCCGCCGCCGACGCCCUCGUCGAAGAACAAAUCGCAAAGGACCUCGCCGCCCGCGCCGCCGGUAAGAAACACUGGGACGACGACGAGGCCUCGGGCUCCGACGUCGACACGACAGACGACCUCGACCCGGAAGCCGAACUCGCAGCCUGGCGCCUCCGCGAGCUCAAACGCGUGAAGCGCGAGCGCGACCGCAUCGCCGAGCAGGAGGCAGAGUACGCCGAGCGCGAGCGGCGGCAGAACCUCACACAAGAGGAGCGCGACGCCGAGGACGCGGACAAGAUUGCCGCGCAGCAGGACGAAAAGGACGCCAAGGGCAAGAUGUCGUAUCUGCAAAAGUACUAUCACAAGGGCGCGUUCUACAGCGAGGAAGCCAAGGCGUACGGGCUCGACAAGCGCGACCUCAUGGGCAUGCGCAUCGCGGACGAUGUCAAGGACCGCAGCGCGCUGCCGGAAUACCUCCAGAAGCGCGACAUGACGAAGCUGGGACGCAAGGGCGGGACAAAGUACAAGGAUCUCAAGAGCGAGGAUACGGGACGAUGGGGCGAGUUUGAUGACCGGCGUGGCGGCGGGGGUGGUGGCGGUGACCGGAGGAGAGGCGGCUUCGACAGGCACGAUGUGGACGAGCGGUUCCGGCCGGAUAACGACCGUGAGGUCAACGGUGCCAACGCCAUUCCUUUGGGUGAUCGCAAGGCGCCUUCAGGUGGUGGCAGAAGUGAUCGUGACAGGUACCGCGAUGAUGACCGGCGCGGAGGCGACAGAGACGACCGGCGCAGAGAUAGGGACGACUACCGCCGUCGCGAUCGGUCGAGGUCGAGAUCACCGCGCCGCGACUCGCGGGACGACUACAGGGACAGACGGAAGCGCAGCCCGUCGCGCGAGAGGGAGCGCUACGACAGCGACAAGCGGAGGCGCGUGGACUCUAGAUAA
Molecule: messenger RNA, 1449 nt
Organism: Colletotrichum fioriniae
Lineage: Eukaryota; Fungi; Ascomycota; Sordariomycetes; Glomerellales; Glomerellaceae
Biological process (GO): mRNA splicing, via spliceosome
Cellular component (GO): U2-type spliceosomal complex
Molecular function (GO): RNA binding
Source: RefSeq, a predicted model, not a curated record